This is a messenger RNA of Cuscuta campestris, 1684 nucleotides long. NCBI's taxonomy places the organism in Eukaryota, Viridiplantae, Streptophyta, Magnoliopsida, Solanales, Convolvulaceae. The record is from the annotation of a GenBank genome assembly.
CUAUAUUUGUCCACUUUUGACUUUUGGAACUGUUCAUCUAAGUACUUUGACUCAUCAAAUUCUCUCAAUGUGUAAGCCUAAAUAUAGUCAUGUGUGAUCUUGUUUGAUUUGUCUUAACAUAUAGAUUAUUAAUAUAUAAUUUCUAUAAUUUUUUAAUAUACAAAUUACAAGAUAAAAUAGAAUAAAGAAGUGCAUUGGAUGAAUAAUGAAAGGAGAGUUCUCUCUAUUCAGCGCCAUCAAGGCGCCCUUCACCAGACCACCGCCAUGGCUCAUCCUCCUCUUUUUCCUUCUCUUCGCCGCCACAUUUCUCUUCCGAUUCCAUAUUUCCAGGGGCGACGAGGCGGCCGCGAUCUUCCCCGAUUUUAUCUCCGGCGGCCGGCGGGGGAAGAGGAUCGGCAGCUGCUCGCAAUUCUUUACGCCGCCGGUCGAUCGGGACGGCCGGAAGGCGGUGGUCCGGUCGAUCACGGACUUCGGGGGAGUCGGAGACGGGAAGACGUCGAAUACGGCGGCGUUCCGGAGGGCGGUGGGGUUCAUGGAGAGUUUCCGGGAGAGGGGUGGGUCCCAGCUUAAUGUUCCUGCUGGGCGUUGGCUGACCGGGAGUUUCAACCUCACCAGCAAUUUCACUCUCUUCUUGCAACGCGGGGCUCUCAUUUUGGGUUCUCAGAACCCAGAAGAGUGGCCUAUCAUCGAGCCAUUGCCAUCUUAUGGAAGAGGAAGAGAAAGAUUGGGAGGGAGACAUAUUAGUCUUAUUCAUGGAAAUGCUCUUUCUAAUGUGGUAAUUACAGGGGAAAAUGGGAGAAUUGAUGGGCAAGGGAAGAUGUGGUGGGAGCUUUGGUGGAACAGGACACUAAAGCACACCAGAGGCCACCUUGUUGAACUCCUCAACUCACACAACAUUCUCAUCUCCAACCUCAUUUUCCUCAACUCUCCUUUUUGGAAUCUUCAUCCUGUUUAUUGCAGUGAUGUUGUGAUCCGAGACGUGACAAUCUUGGCUCCUCUCAACGCCCCGAACACAGAUGGCAUUGACGCAGAUUCAAGCACGAAUGUCUGCAUUGAAGAUUGUUACAUUGAGAGCGGUGAUGAUCUUGUGGCAGUGAAGAGUGGUUGGGACCAAUACGGGAUGAAAACAGCCCGGCCAAGCUCAAAUGUCAUAAUUCAGAGGGUUUCGGGCACAACCCCAACAUGUUCUGGGGUUGGGAUUGGGAGUGAGAUGUCUGGGGGUGUCUCAAAUGUUGUCAUUAAGGACCUGUAUAUCAGAGAUUCGGCAGCUGGGGUUCGGAUCAAGACUGACAAAGGGAGAGGAGGGUACAUCCGAAACAUCACCAUUCACAACAUCACAAUGGAAAGAGUCAAGAUUCCCUUAAGGUUCAGCAGAGGCGCCAAUGACCACCCCGACGAAGGGUGGGACCCUAAAGCUCUACCAGUAGUGAAGGGCAUAUCGGUCAGCAAUGUUGUGAGUUUGGAAACCAGAAGGGCACCUCUGCUGGAGGGCAUAAAGGAAGCACCGUUUGAGGACAUAUGCAUUAAAAAUGUUAGCAUAUUUGGCCUUGCCGCAUCAGCUAUUACAUGGAACUGUGAAUAUAUAUCGGGUGCCAGUCAUGACGUUUUCCCUUCACCUUGUCCUCAGUUGAAGAGAGAUAACUCUACGGCUCCAUGUGCUUAAGUUCAUUAGAUUGGUAAGUAC